AUGUCAACCGCCAUCGCCUCCUCUUCCUCCUCGGCCUGCCACAGAUUUCUCGCCAUCCCAGAACUGGUCGCAGAACUCGCAGGAUGCCUCGACAACAAAUCCCUCCACCGGCUGAUGCUAACCAGCCGGCGACUGUCCUCUUUCUGCGAGCCAUCUGUUUACCAUUCUGUAGUGCUUAACAAUCUUGACAGAUGCAGUUUUGAACGCAUUGCAUCUCGCGAUUACCUGGCUGCCUUGGCCAGGAACGUCCAGCAUGUCAGGUCGCUCAACUUGGGGUUGCUUUUUGCAGUCUACCAAUAUCAUUCUGCCUUUGCCUUUCAGCAGCAGGAGCGGGAUAAGGAGAAGGAGCAGGAACGUGAGCGAGAACGGGAAAUGGGCUACAACACCACGCGCGGACCUGUUUCGAUUCGAGGACUGUUACCAAUACCGGAAUGGUCGCCGCUGCCGGACAUCCUCUCUCCUCAGAUGGACCUGGUGCUUCUCCCGCCCAUGUGCAACCUCACGCACUUCAAGAUGAACUUCACUCGAUCGAUACACCAUCGCCUCCACCUCGCCUACCUCCCCAGCUACGAGAGUACGUCAAGGUCGCUUCUGCAGGCUACCUGGCUGAUACACCAAAGCCCCCAUCUAGUCGAAAUUGAUAUGAGCCACAUCGAUCUGGAAUCCUUUGAGGACACCCAAACAUUGCCGACCGUCAUCUAUGGCCUGCACAAGCUGCGGAGGUUAAGGCUGCACCUUUCACUCCCUCGGUACGAGUGGGGGUUCCUUGGCACGGCCCUAUUUUUCAGUUGUCCUCCCUCACUUCGGAGCUUGAGGAUCGAGAUGUCCCACAACAACAGCGCCCUUGCCGACCCAUGCCCGCCCGCCUUAUCACCACCCCCUCCCCGACGACAGGAACCCUUGCUAGAGUUAAAGUCGUUUUUUGUUCAGCGGGUCAUGACAACCACAACUCAGGAGUUUCUUUCGCAUUUUCGGCACUGUCCUGCAUUAGAGGAGCUUCAUAUCCCAAGGAUACCCAACCCGGGACUGGAUAUUGCGACCAUUACUCAGUUUAUUGGAUCACACUGUCCGAAUCUGCGGAGUAUUGUCCAGGACAGUCAUCAAGCUGGCCAGGGACUACCGCUGAGUCUGGGGAUCUUGGAGACCAUGGCGCCCCAUUCGCUUCAGAAACUCAACUGCGUCCAGUACCUUGAGCAGGAAACUAUACAGAACGAUCUUAGUGGGCUCUUCCAUCGCCAUUCAACAACCCUUCGAUCGAUCACGCUUUCGCCAUGCUGGCAGGUCAGGAGCAACACGUUACGGACGAUUUUGUGCGAGUGUCGGUCGCUGGAGGAGUUUGUAGUGAUCCAGGCCGAGUCGCCAAGCCAUUGCGGGAUUGACCUUGUUGAUGCGGUUGCGGCGCCUUGGGUUUGCACCAACAUUGUUCGACUUUUUUUGGUGGUUAACCUACAGGACACUCGUGAGCCUUCGCCUCCUUCAACUAUUACAACGACAGAGGCGACAAUUACAGGAUCUGAGGACGGCAAUGACGAUAGAGAUGACGUGGCAGGGAUGGGAGCCUGGAAGCCAUAUUAUAAGCGGGAAGGUCCGAUUGUUUUCACCGCCAAGGAGGAGGAGCAAUUCCGUUUGCUGGAACUCUUUUACCAACAACUUGGACAGCUCACCCAAUUAGAAUACCUAUCGCUAAAGGCGCAACUGGAUACGGAUAUCGUCGAGUAUGACUUGCAAAACGGAAUGCAGCCGUGGCUAACCUACCAGAGGAACACCUUACCAGGAAUGUUGAGUCUGGGCGAUCCCAAGACUGGCCGACCUGGGUUUUUACACCUGUUCUCGAGGUGGAAGAAACUGAAGAGUCUUAUGGGUUCGGUUGCUUUGGACACAGUAGAGGCACGGAGGACGGUUCGGUUGCAAGAGAUGAAGUUUAUGCUUGAGCAGUGGCCGGCGUUGACGCAGGUUGAGUUUAUGCAGGUUGAGGAUCCGGAAGUGGAGGAGGACGAGGAGGAGGAUGACAUCUGCGCAUACCUCCCACGCGACAGUCUGGCCCACUGCGCCGUCGUUUCGCGUCCUUGGUUUUCCUUAUUCACGCCGUACCUUUACCGAACGAUCGACUUGACACAUACCAAAACUGUUGCGCAUUUCAAGGAUCGGGCGGCUUCUGUUUCUGCGCUCGUGAAGUAUAGGAGCAGUGUGAAGACGAUAAUAACUUCUACGGUGAACAAACUUAUGCUGGCCAUCCUCCGGGACGACGCGAUGGUUGUGGCCAGUACUGCUGCUGCUUCUACGGAUGGUGUCUCGUCGUCGUCCUCUGUGGGCGCCCUCUCAAUACCCCUGCUACCGAUAUUCAUGCGGGAUACCCUGGACCUCUGGAAAUUCACGAGCCUCCGUACCUUUGAAUGGACUUUUUCUAAAACAACGGCAUCCUCAGACUUACCCAAAAUACUCCAUAAAUGCGACGCCACGUACCACCUCACCAGCAACACCAACAACAACGACGGGAGUAUGGCCGCCCUCCAGUUCAUUAGCCUCCACAUCGACCGCCUCGAGUCCAUCUCGCUCAAGUUCCAGACCCUCACUCGACAGCAUGUUAAGAGUUUGGAGAAUCUAUUGAGGGGGCCGAGGCCGAGGUUGAGGACGUUGGUUGUGGAGUAUGUGUAUAUGCAGGCGGAUGUUCGGCGGAGUGUUGUGAAGCGGUUUAUCUGGACUGCUUUGGCGCUUUAUGGGGCGAAGCCUGUUGUUGACGGCAAUAGGGGGUGUGAUGGCGACGGCGACGGCGGGGGCCGCAGUCAUGGACAAGCGACGUUGGAGACUUUUCGUUUGACUUGGGUUCAGGACUGGCGAUAUGGAUCUGAUGAAUUAGGCGACGGCUACACGGUGGAUGAAAAUGAGCCCAACAGCCACGACGACGACGACGACGACGAUAGCCGCCACCACCACCCUUCCUUCCAUUCCGCACUGCAACCCCGUGGACAGCUUCUCCAGAGCCAUGUCAAAGACCUGAGUUUAUGUUACAACCACUACGAGCUAGACCUAGCUCUUAUCAUGCUUCUCUUCCAACGAUGCCCUGAUCUCGAAUCCCUCUCGCUUUGGUCCAUCAAUGAAGACUCGCUUCUGGACCAACUCUCCGUCCAACUACGGAAAUUCUGUCCGCGAUUCAGGAACCUGGGUGUGGGCGGUAUCGAUGCAGAAGACGCCGAGAUCUCGCAGUUGAUCGCUGGAUGCUCCCGAACCAUUCACCAUGUCGACGAUGAACCUUCAACAACGACAACAACAACAACCGCUACACCGACGGCAAAGAUGACAGGAUUGCAAGAGUUCAGGAUCUUGUCGCGGAUUGAGGAUCUUGACGAGAUCUCGACAGUAGCUCUAGGACGGUACCACGGCGCGUCAUUAGAGACACUGGAUUUCUCACAACAGACCCGGUUCCCGGCACACCUGUUCCUGCGGUUGAUCAAGCAUUGUCCGAGACUGCGUACCCUUCGCUGUAACAUUGAGCUCCGUAUAGAGCACCAGGGCCAGACGAUUGAUUAUUCAGCCCUCUUGUCGACCCAGUCCAACAGUAUCAAUAAUGACUGGCCGUUCGCUGCGACACUCAAGUGCAUGGAUUUGGCAGUCUACCGUGGCUCAGAUUUAGAAAUUGACUCGAACUACCGACACGGCGAUGGAUCCGUCAGCGAUCGGUACAUCGCUUACCUAUACACCCAAGUCGCCCGCCUGACACAUCUCGAAGAAUGGCACCUAGGAGGAUGGAUGAUGCUUUUGAGACUCGAUUGGGGUCUGGAGAAGUUGUCAGGACUGAAAUCGCUCAAAGUGUUGGACCUGCGCGAACACACUUUUAUUCGGUUGUCUGAGGAGGAAGUGGAGUGGAUAGCGGAUAAUUGGACGUCGUUGGCCGAGGUCUGGGGUUUGAAGAGUCCCAAUCUGCAGCCGAUUGUUCAGCAACUCAAGGCACUGCGGCCCAUGAUCGAGAUCUUGUAG
Messenger RNA from Linnemannia hyalina, 3975 nucleotides. The record is from the annotation of a GenBank genome assembly. Lineage: Eukaryota; Fungi; Mortierellomycota; Mortierellomycetes; Mortierellales; Mortierellaceae.